This is a messenger RNA of Oryza brachyantha (malo sina), 4000 nucleotides long. Its product is annotated as alpha,alpha-trehalose-phosphate synthase [UDP-forming] 6-like. The transcript has 4 exons. Gene Ontology annotation, biological process: trehalose biosynthetic process. Bases 629 to 3265 code for a protein of 878 amino acids. Gene Ontology annotation, cellular component: cytosol. Lineage: Eukaryota; Viridiplantae; Streptophyta; Magnoliopsida; Poales; Poaceae. Gene Ontology annotation, molecular function: catalytic activity. The record is from RefSeq and is a predicted model, not a curated record.
CCUCACUGCUCUGCUCUGCUCAGCUCAGCUCAGCUCAAACUCUAGCUCGAGGAAGAAGAGAGAAAAAAAAUCGCAGCUUGCAACGCUAAUCUCCUUGUACUCUCUUUUCUCUUAUUACUUAUAGCUGCAGAUCCGCCUCUCGCAACCCAGCUCUUGUGAUCCUCAAGAGCCGCUCCUCCUCCUCCACGCGCGACCCAAGAAUCAAUCAGUCGCUGCUCGAGAAUUUCCAGUUCAGAGGGAGGGAGAAAGGAGGGAUCUUCUUUGCUCUCCUCCAUUGUUUUCUUCGUCUUCUUUCUUGCGGAUUCUAGGAGCUGUGCUGUGCUUUUUUUGGUGGUGGUGGUGGUGGUGGUGCGAAUGGCGUCGGGGCGGUGGUGCGAAUGUGGCGCGGCGAUCUGUGGAGAUGUCGCUGCGAUCUGUGGCGGAUUAAUUUGACCGAAAGGUUGGUUGCUUUGUGUGAUUCGAUUCCUUGCCGCGCGAAAUCUUGGUGAGAUUUUUUUUUUCUCUCCUCCUGCGGGGGUUUGGAUCCUUUGCCUCCCUCGCCGGACAUUUCCUCCGCGCGCUCUGGUUCUUGGUUGUUGGCGGAUUGGGUUGAAAUCUUCGGGAUCUUGGGGGCGGCGGCGGGCGGGGGAUGGUGUCGAGAUCGUACUCCAACCUGCUGGAGCUCGCCGCCGGCGGGGGCGGCGGCGAGCCGCUGCCGUCGCUGGGGAGGAGGCGGAUACCGCGGGUGGUGACGGCGCCCGGCAUUGUGCCGGACCUGGACUGUGACGGCGGCGGCGGCGGCGGCGGCGACGACGCGGCGUCGGACCAGUCGUCGUCCCACGCUCCGCGGGAGCGCACCAUCAUCGUCGCCAACCAGCUCCCCAUCCGCGCGUCCCGGCGCGGCGGCGGCGGCGGGUGGGAGUUCUCGUGGGACGAGGACAGCCUCCUGCUGCAGGUCAAGGACAGCCUCCGCGCCCACCCCGACCGCCCCGACAUGGAGUUCGUCUACGUCGGCGGCCUCCGCGACGACGUCCCGGCGGCCGAGCACGACGAGGUGGCGCAGCAGCUCCUGGAGGGCUUCCGCUGCGUGCCCACCUUCCUGCCCGCCGACCUCCGGUCACGGUUCUACCACGGCUUCUGCAAGCAGCAGCUGUGGCCACUGUUCCAUUACAUGCUGCCCCUCUCGCCGGAGCUCGGCGGCCGCUUCGACCGCACGCUGUGGCAGGCCUACGUGUCCGUCAACAAGAUCUUCGCCGACAAGAUCCUGGAGGUGAUCAGCCCCGACGAGGACUACGUCUGGGUGCACGAUUACCAUCUCAUGAUCCUGCCGACGUUCCUCCGCAAGCGGUUCAACCGGGUCAAGCUCGGCUUCUUCCUCCACAGCCCGUUCCCGUCGUCGGAGAUUUACAAGACCCUGCCUGUUCGCGAGGAGCUGCUCCGGUCGCUUCUGAAUGCCGAUUUGAUCGGGUUCCACACCUUCGAUUAUGCUAGGCAUUUCCUGUCCUGCUGUGGAAGGAUGCUCGGGUUGAAGUACGAGUCGCAGAGGGGCUACAUUGCACUGGAGUAUUAUGGUCGGACUGUCACCAUCAAGAUAUUGCCGGUGGGUGUUCAUUUGGAGCAGCUGCGGUCGGUGCUCAAUCUGCCGGAGACGGGGGUCAAGGUGUCUGAGCUUCUCAAGCAGUUCUGCGACCAGAACCGGCUGAUGUUGCUUGGCGUAGAUGAUAUGGACAUCUUUAAAGGAAUUAGCUUGAAGCUUUUGGCAUUUGAGCAGCUCCUGAUGCAACAUCCCGAAUGGCGAGGGAGGGUGGUUCUUGUACAGAUUGCCAAUCCAGCGAGGGGCCGGGGGAAAGAUGUGAAGGAGGUGCAGGAUGAGAGCUAUGCAAUGGUGCAGCGUAUCAAUGAGGCAUUCGGGCGGCCAGGUUACCAGCCAGUUAUAUUGAUCGAUCGGCCACUGCAGUUCUAUGAGAGAAUGGCUUACUAUGUCGUCGCUGAGUGCUGUCUUGUGACUGCAGUGAGAGAUGGCAUGAAUCUUAUCCCAUAUGAGUAUGUAAUUGCUAGGCAAGGCAAUGAAAAACUGGACAGGAUCUUAGGUAUCACUCCAUCUACACGGAAGAAGAGCAUGCUUGUUGUGUCAGAAUUCAUUGGCUGUUCGCCCUCCCUAAGUGGAGCAAUUCGGGUAAAUCCUUGGAACAUCGAUGCUGUGGCUGAUGCAAUGGACUCAGCUUUGGAGAUGCCAGAGGGGGAGAAGGUUCUGAGGCAUGACAAGCACCACAAAUAUGUGAACACACAUGAUGUCGGAUACUGGGCGAACAGCUUCUUGCAAGAUCUGGAGAGGACUUGUCUGGAUCAUAGCAGGAGGCGUUGUUGGGGGAUAGGGUUCGGGCUAAGGUUUAGGGUUGUAGCCCUUGAUCCAAACUUCAAGAAGCUUGCAGUUGAGCACCUUGUCUCAGCCUAUCGGAGGACAACCAUGCGGAUCAUUCUCUUGGACUAUGAUGGGACAUUGAUGCCUCAAACAUCAUUCGGUAAAAGCCCAAGCUCUAAAACAAUAGACAUGCUGAACAGCCUGUGCCGAGAUCAGAACAACAUGGUCUUCCUUGUUAGCACAAAGAAGCGGUCAACUCUAGAUGAAUGGUUUCCAUCAUGUGACAACCUAGGACUAGCUGCUGAACAUGGAUACUUCCUCAGGCUGAGGAGAGAUGCAGAAUGGGAGACAUGUGUCUCCGUGACAGACUGCAGCUGGAAGCAGAUCGCAGAGCCUGUGAUGAAAACAUACACCGAGACAACAGAUGGGUCAACAAUUGAGGACAAGGAGACUGCGAUAGUCUGGAGUUACGAGGAUGCUGACCCUGAUUUUGGAUCUUGCCAAGCCAAGGAGCUCCAUGACCAUCUGGAGAGUGUCCUUGCAAAUGAGCCAGUUACAGUAAAAGCUGGCCUGAACCAUGUUGAGGUGAAGCCACAGGGUGUAAGCAAGGGCCUUGUGGCAAAACGGCUGCUAUCAAUAAUUCAGGAGAAUUGCCUCCUUCCGGACUUCGUCCUGUGCAUCGGUGAUGACCGCUCCGACGAAGACAUGUUCGAGGUGAUCACCACCGCAGUACAGGACAACCGUCUAAGUCCAGAUGCUGAGGUCUUCGCCUGCACCGUCGGUCGCAAACCCAGCAAGGCCAAGUACUACCUGGAUGAUCCAGCUGACAUCGUACGUCUGAUCCAGGGGCUUGCCAAUGUCUCUGAUGAGAUGCACGGCGUCACGCCCCUGCCCCUCGACGCAGCAGACACCGCCCUGAGGUGAAACACACCUGCCCCCAGCUCCCCAAAUAAGGCAUGCCAUCUUGGAAGGGAUCAUCGCACGCUGCUCCCAGGUGUACAUACUCUAGGAAUGCAAUGAAAUGGAAUCGAAACGCAUCGUCCACAACUGGCAUCCUUUCAAAAAAACAUGUCCUUUCUGUGUCAAAAUACGAAACUUUUCGCCGGUGUGUACAUAAACUCCGCUGAAAAAUUAACCCCAUGUUCUUCUGUCAAAAUUCAGUUCAGUUUCCAUUCUACCAUCACCAGAUCAGGCUCCAGAGAUGGCCAGGAUGAAUCUGCAACCACUGGAGUCUUCAUCCACUCCUUUUGCUACCGUGGUGUUUGGUGCCAAUGGUUGUUGGUGCGGGCGGCCUUUGCUGGCUGCUGGUGGAGGUGCCAAUUAUUUCAUCUUCUUUCUUUCUUUCGGCUUCAGCUCGUGCUGCUGUACUGUGUCCAUGUACUGCUGCUGCACAGUGCAACGGGGCUUUGGAUUGGAUUAGGUCUCUUCCAGCUUGUGUAAGUUCUUGCUUACAAUGAUGGAUGGCAAUAGUGGAGGCUGAGAGGGUGGUUGCAAUGCUUGAUUUUUUUUUUUUGUUCUUAUGCCGUAUGGGGUAAAAAGGCUACAAGAUGUUCAUGCUGGUGAUGAGAUAAGGCUAUGCUGUCUAUGUUCAGUAGUAGUGACUGGCUGUAAAGAGAUUAACUUUUCUGGCUGAAUUAAGCAAAACAUUUCUUUGCCUCA